AUGGCUCCUGCUUCCAAGACAACCCAGGGACGCAAGUCUGUACGUGGUUCUCAGCGUGGUCGCAAGGUCAAGUCUGCACCGGAGGAAGAUAGUAAGUCUACAAUCACUGGUCGUCGUGGUCGUGGUCCAAAGGAAAAGGAGGAGGAGGAGGAGGAUGUUGCGCAAGGUGAUUCUGACAACAACAAGAAGCUCGCCAGUCCGGACUGGGAUAUUGUGGACUCUGCAUCGGAGAGUCCGGUCAAAAGGUGUAACAGAAACCCUCCGUCUACACCUCUGACACCGUCACCAAGAAAGACUGCGGUCAAAAGGGAUGCCACAUCACCUGCUAUUGAGGAUAUGAAGAAUCAUGAUAGCUCUGACGAGGAUGACAAGGGUGGUUCUUAUCCCAUCUCUGAUGAGGAGGACAAUGUCUUCCUUGAUUGGACUCCUCACAGGCAUUGUGAUACACCUGUGGUCAAUGAUAGUGAGGAGGAGGAGCUGAUGUCCUUAAUGACGCCCAAACGCACCAGGCAGGAUGUGUUGUACAUCUCGUAUUAUGUAUUGUUUGUAUACUUAUCCACAAAGACAAUCACCAGUCUUCAAGCAAAGGGAAAGUCACCUGUCAAGGCCAAGGCCAACAAGAACACCGAAAUGCCGUUCACAAACACAAGGGCUGUUCUGGACAAGCUGCUUGACAAGUACAUUCACUAUCUUCAAAGGAAUGAAUUUGAGUCUACUGAGGAACAUCGCAACUUUGUUAAUACAAAUGCGGACAUCAAGACUGUUACGUUUUCCACCAUUGUCAAGAACCUCAACAUGGACUUCAAGUAA
Molecule: messenger RNA, 810 nt
Organism: Postia placenta MAD-698-R-SB12
Lineage: Eukaryota; Fungi; Basidiomycota; Agaricomycetes; Polyporales; Adustoporiaceae
Exons: 16
Coding region: 1-810 (269 amino acids)
Source: RefSeq, a predicted model, not a curated record